UUAGUGAUUUUCCUUUAGAGUUGGAUUCUUACCGAGCUCCAUUUGAAAAUUUCUCUCUAACAGCUUGCCAAAAUCCAGCCCAUGGCGGCAACAGCGAACGCCUUCUUCCGCUUUUCUCCCGCCAGGUCUUCAUCUUCUCCAACAACCAACACUAACCGACCCAUUUAUUCCCUUGUAUGUCCCAACUCUUACAAACCCUUACCUGCUUCAAAGAAAAACCCCACUAUCAGUAUCUCCAGGAAAAAUGUUUUACAUGCAGAGAUUGGUGUGUCAAAGCCUGUAUACAUGGUACUGGCAUUUUCUGGAGUGGUAAAUGGGGAUUCUGAAACGCACCCAGAAUCGGAAACCAAGGACUCAAAGACGGAUGCAACUAUUGACAUAAAACUCCCAAGAAGAAGUUUGCUUGUACAAUUUACUUGCGAUUUAUGUGGUGAAAAAACAAAGAGACUUGUGAAUCGACUAGCCUAUGAACGGGGGCUUAUAUACGUACAGUGUGCAGGGUGCCUCCAGCAUCACAAGUUAGUUGAUAAUCUUGGCCUUGUUGUUGAGUAUGACUUAAGGGAGGAAAUAAAUGCUGAUGGAAAUAAAGAUGAAGUUUAAAAUAUGAAAUUGAAUUUGCUCUGUUAUGGUGAUUUGUUCUGUUGGGAAGUUCUGUGGUGAUUUUAAUUCAAACUUCAUCUUCAUAGAAAUAUUCAACAUGUAAUAGUUUCAAAAAAUAAAUACAAAAACACAAAAAUCAUCAUCCUUGAUUCAUUAUUCAUUCCUA
Molecule: messenger RNA, 766 nt
Organism: Ziziphus jujuba (common jujube)
Lineage: Eukaryota; Viridiplantae; Streptophyta; Magnoliopsida; Rosales; Rhamnaceae
Exons: 4
Coding region: 82-600 (172 amino acids)
Biological process (GO): protein import into mitochondrial matrix; protein folding; protein stabilization
Cellular component (GO): mitochondrion
Molecular function (GO): protein-folding chaperone binding; zinc ion binding
Source: RefSeq, a predicted model, not a curated record